AUGGCAGAACCAAUCGGACUCAUCGCCUCGAUAGCCUCGAUCCUGCAGAUCACGGGCGCAAUAGCCGCGUACAUCCACAGCGUUUCCAGCGCGCCCUCCACACUGGCGCUGCUCACCAGCGAGCUGGAGACACUAUCCUCUGUCCUCACGUCUCUGCACUCGCUCGCCUCAUCCCCCUCCGACGGAAGCCGAGGAAUCGCCGGGCUCGAGGGCGUGCUGCAGGAUUUCUGGAAGGAGCUGGCGGGGGUGCGCGAGGAAUUGGGCGGCGCACGAGGCGCAAGGGAGAAGUGGCGGUGGCCGUUCAAGGAAAAGGAUACGAGGGGCUUCUUCGUCAGGGUCAGGAACGUGUGUGCUCUGGCGGCUACGGCGCUGGCCGUGGAUCAAUUUAAGUUCUCGCAGGCGUUGCGCGAGUAUGCGUUGAAUACGGAUCUUUCCCUGGCGGCGCUGGAGAUCGGCGAGGAAUGUGAGAGAAGGGAAAAGGUGCUGGAAUGGAUCAGUACUGGCGAUGCGGCGAAGAGGAGGCAUGCCGAUGUCAGGGAACGGAGGACGGAUGGGAGUGGGGCGUGGUUGCUGGAGAGUCCAGAGUUUCUGAGGUGGAGAGAUGCCGAGGGCGGGGGAGUAUUGUGGGGGAGGGUAUUCGUGGCUGGAGCUGGGAAGACAUUUCUUGCAUCAGUGGUAAUAGACCACCUCCUCACCGCCUUCCCGGAUUCCGGAUUGGCAUACAUCUACUUCGACUACAAGUCACCAGACUCAAGGGCUCUCACCGUCCUCUCCUCGAUUGUGAAGCAAUUGAUCCAGCGGCAGCUGCCUCAGUUCCCUUCAGCACUCGAAGAGCUCUACAACACCCGCACACGACCGGGGCUAGAAAAGGUGUACACCGUGCUGCUAGAGAUCAAACAGCUCUUCCCGGGUGUGGUCUACAUCGUAGCCGAUGCAUUGGAUGAAUGCGAGCCGCAGAGGAGGGGGGACGUACUGGAGCCGCAGAGGAGGGGGGACGUACUGGAGCCGCAGAGGAGGGGGGACGUACUGGAGCUACUCAAUCGUAUGGCGAGAGAUGGCGUUCGGAUACUCGCCACCUCCCGUCCGUACCCCGAGGACAUAGCGGAAGUGCUUGCUGAAGCACAGAAGGUGGAGCUCUCUGCGCGCGCCGAGGACCUGCGCGGAUAUGUGCAGGCUCGCAUCAACGAUAGUGGCAGGGCGCAGAAAUUGAUCAGGGGGAGUAAAUAUGAAUCUGAGAUCAUCGACUCACUCGUGGAAUCUGCGAAGGGGAUGUUCCUCCUUGUGCAAUUCCAUAUCGACCACCUGUGUCAGCUCACAACAGUGCGGCAAGUGCAUCAGGAACUGCAAAGACUCCAGGACUCGACUGUCACCGGUGACGGCGAGGACCGCCCACUGGACCCCACCUACAACCGCGCAAUGACGCUCCUCCGUAGUCAAGGCCGCUUCGAAAUCGGACUGGCUAUGAGAAUCCUGACCUGGCUGACCAAAGCCUGCCGCACCCUCUCCAUCGCCGAGCUGUGCAUCGCAGUAGCACUGGAACCCGGCGAGUUCGAGCUCGAUCCCGACGAGGAUCUGGCCAAUCCCUCGACUCUUGCGGACGUCUGCGCGGGCCUUGUCGAGAUCGACGAGACCGGCGGCACAGUGCGGCUGGUGCACUACACGGUGCAGGAAUAUCUCCUCCGGAAACAGGUCCUCAACGAGUAUGGCGGCGAUAUGCUGCUGGCCGCAGGGUGUAUAACGUACCUCUCGUUCGACGCCUUCUCGAUUCUAGCCGCGCACGAGAAUUCGCACGCACAGAACCUGCGGAUCAUGGAAGAAGACCCACUGCUCGAAUAUGCAGCGCAGAACCUGCAGCACCACCUAUCAUUUCCCACCUCUUCCCCCAACACCACCACCACCACCUCUUCCCCCAACACCAUCACUCGCGCCCUCACAACCUUCCUCCACCGCCCCGGCUGUGUAUCCACCUAUUUCCGCACGCUAACCCUGCCCACGCGCGAAUACUAUAUCUACCGCUCCCUCUGUCUUUACCCCCUCUGCAGCGCCGCAGUCCUUGGACACCUCCCCACGGUGCAGUCCCUCCUCUCCCCCUCCCCAUCCCCCCCCAACACGCGCACGCCCCUCUCCUGGGCCGGGCGGGCCGGGCACCUGUCGAUCGUCCAGCUCCUAUCCUCCACGCACCCGCCGGACAUCAACGCGGCCGACACGCACGGCAAACCCCCGCUGUCACAAGCCGCACACUUCGGGCACGCAGACUGCGUGCGCUUCCUGCUCUCCCGCGGCGCGGCGGUGGACAGCAUGGAUAUCGACGGCUGGACUGCGCUGCUGUGGGCGGCGCAGGCGGGGCGAGCGAAGGUCGUCGCCGCGUUACUGGACGCUGGUGCGGAUGUCGAGGUCGUGGAUAGGGCCGGGUGGGGGCCGUUAUCAUGGGCGGCGGCGGGCGGGCAUGACAAAGUGGUUAGAAUGCUGGUACAAAGGGGCGCCGGGGUCGAUAAGAUAGCGUUUCCGGCGGCGAAACCGUUGCUGGAUUGGGCGAGUGAGAGGGGGGAGGAGGAGGUGUAUCAAGUGCUGUUGAGGAGGUGGAGGGAGUGUGAGAAGUCUUAG
Tricharina praecox is the source of this 2604-nucleotide messenger RNA. RefSeq lists its product as uncharacterized. The transcript has 5 exons. NCBI's taxonomy places the organism in Eukaryota, Fungi, Ascomycota, Pezizomycetes, Pezizales, Pyronemataceae. Gene Ontology annotation, biological process: proteolysis. Bases 1 to 2604 code for a protein of 867 amino acids. Gene Ontology annotation, molecular function: aspartic-type endopeptidase activity; protein binding. The record is from RefSeq and is a predicted model, not a curated record.